Messenger RNA from Papaver somniferum (opium poppy), 1409 nucleotides. RefSeq names its product cinnamoyl-CoA reductase 1-like. Bases 269 to 1234 code for a protein of 321 amino acids. Gene Ontology annotation, molecular function: oxidoreductase activity, acting on the CH-OH group of donors, NAD or NADP as acceptor. The transcript has 6 exons. NCBI's taxonomy places the organism in Eukaryota, Viridiplantae, Streptophyta, Magnoliopsida, Ranunculales, Papaveraceae. The record is from RefSeq and is a predicted model, not a curated record.
GGAUAUAUGUACAACACAGGAAUAAUUGUUUGGGUCUACCUUAAAACUUCCUGUUUUUGCUUUUAUGGUUCACCCGCCGGAUACUCCAAAUCCUUCCGCAGACUCUAAUCGUGCCGCGUCUUUACUGAUCGUGCCGGGUCUUUACCAUUGUAGAUACGUGUCGGCAACUCUACUGGGUCCCACACCCAAUUUUAUUAGGUAGUGUUCACUAUUGUCUUGACACUGCACUUCACUUCAGUUCAGAGACUCUCACCAGAGACAGAUAAAGAUGUCGGAGAAGAGAUUGGUAUGCGUAACCGGAGGUAGCGGAUUCAUCGGUUCCUGGCUCGUACGUCUCCUUCUCGGCGGUGGUUACACCGUCCACGCCACCGUCCAAAACCUCAAUGAUGAGAAAGAAACGAAGCAUUUGAAGUCCCUAGAAGGAGCUGAAUCUCUGCAUCUCUUCCAAAUUGAUCUUCUGGACUAUGAUUCUGUGUUUUCAGCUGUUAAGGGAACUGUUGGUGUUUUCCAUUUAGCUUCUCCUUGUAUUGUUGAUACAGUUGAUGAUCCUCAGAGGCAAUUGUUGGAUCCUGCAGUAAAGGGAACAAUGAAUGUGCUUAAAGCAGCAAAGGAAUGUGGAGUGAAACGAGUUGUAUUAACUUCAUCGAUUUCAGCCAUUACGCCGAGUCCUAAUUGGCCAGCUGAUGUACCUAAAAGGGAGGAUUGUUGGGCUGAUCUUGAUUAUUGCAAGCAAAAUGGAUUAUGGUACCCAGCUUCUAAAAUAAUGGCAGAGAAAGCCGCAUGGGAUUUUGCUAAGGAAACAAGGCUAGAUGUGGUCGUGAUCCACCCCGGAACUGUAAUGGGACCUAUAAUUCCGCCCGCUGUCAAUGCUAGCAUGUUGAUGCUGAUUCGCCUCAUACAAGGGUGUACUGAAGAGUAUGAGAAUUUUUAUAUGGGACCAGUUCAUGUGAAGGAUGUUGCUCUAGCUCAUAUUCUGCUGUAUGAGAACCCAGCGGCGUCAGGAAGGCAUUUGUGUGUUGAAGCUAUACGUCAUUACGGUGACUUUGCAGCCAAAGUUGCAGAACUUUACCCCGAGUACAAUGUGCCCAGGAUACCAAAGGAUACCCAGCCAGGAUUAUUGCGAACUGAGGAUGGAUCUAAGAAACUCAUGGACUUGGGAAUACAGUUUACCUCGAUGGAGCAAAUCAUUAAGGACUCGGUGGAGAGUUUAAAAGAGAAAGGAUACAUUUCUUAAACGUAUGUAGCUGCAGUUAAAUUUGUUUUUUUGAAGCAUAGUUGCAAUUAAAUUGCUCAUACUGAACUUAUUCGUAAGAUUUCAGUAAAAUCAAAAGACGCUGAAUAAUAUGAGAACGAAUUUCUAUGCCUGAAAUAUAUCUCGUCUCUAUGCAAAAAUGAAAGAGUUAGGCUCA